CUCGAUUUUGCCAGCCUGGUACCUCGCAACUGCCAAAUGCGGAAACUAGACACAUUCAAUGGAGAGAAGUUGAUAAUGUGCAUAGUUCGUCCUCUUUCUUGUCUAUGAUUGCGUGAUGUCCCAUAACAUUGAGGAGUCCAACUUCUCGUCUGCAUCAAGUGAUGCGGAUGAGGGGUGGGGAGGCGUUGCGGAGGUCAUGGGGGACGAAGAGGAGCAGAAGGUUUUGUUUCAAGCGCUCGAUUCAUUCCUUCAAUAUACCAAGAUUGCCCACUAUAACACAACGCAUAUGAGAAGGCAAUCAUUCUAUGCCCUCCCUCAGAAACACUGGGAGCUUCUUGCAGCCCCUCCGUUUUCCUAUUUAAACACCCUCAAUGCGGUGGACGAUGCCAUUGACAAAAAUGGUGAACUCGCUGCAGCUAUUCUCCAGUCAGGUCUCGAAUCGUUCGAGUCUUCAAUGGAUUUUGACAAACUUAAGUCGUCUGAAUUGUGGAAGGGAGUGGCAAAAGCAGGCGACCUUGACAAAGCGAGAAGCACAAUUCGCCAGUUCUAUAGAGACUGGUCUGCGGAAGGCGCUGUCGAGCGAAAGGCAUGCUACGGACCCGUUAUGAAUGAUCUGAAGGCAGAGCGUGUGAAGCGCGGUGGCAAAACCAUGAAUGUUCUGGUACCUGGCGCUGGGCUUGGACGCCUCGUUUUUGAUCUCUGCUGCGAAGGCUUCAACGUCGAAGGCAAUGAGAUGAGCUACCAUCAGCUCCUUGCUAGUUCUUACAUCCUCAAUUACUGCUCCGGUGCUCAGGUCCACACAAUAUUUCCUUGGGUUCACAACUUUUCCAAUCAUCAAAACCGUUCUCGGCAACUGCAAUCAUUUAGAAUUCCAGACAUCCACCCUGGGACGGCGCUGGACGAAAAGAAUAGCGCCGGAAACGGUACUCACAAGGCAGGCGAGAUGUCUAUGAGCGCUUCUGACUUUAUCUGUCUAUAUAACGAUGAAGAACAUAAGGAUAUGUUCGAUGCUAUCGCGACCGUUUUUUUCAUAGACACGGCCCCGAACUUGAUCCGGUACAUCGAGACAAUAAGGAAUUGUCUUAAGGCAGGAGGGAUAUGGAGCAACAUUGGCCCUCUCUUGUGGCACUUUGAGAACAACGCCCCUGGCUCCUUUGGAACCAAAGAUGCUGGCAAAAAGAUCGUGGAGACCACUGGUAUUGCUGACCCUGGGAGCAUUGAGUUGACAAAUGAAGAGGUUAUUUCUCUGGUCGAACACUUUGGGUUCAAGGUUGAAAACAAAGAGUCUGGUAUCAAAGCGGGAUAUAUCCAGGACGAUGAAAGCAUGCUCCAAAAUACAUAUCAAGUUAGCCACUGGGUGGCAAGGAAGCUUUAAUCUGACAAGCAC
This is a messenger RNA of Pseudogymnoascus destructans, 1387 nucleotides long. RefSeq lists its product as uncharacterized. The record is from RefSeq and is a predicted model, not a curated record. The transcript is spliced from 3 exons. NCBI's taxonomy places the organism in Eukaryota, Fungi, Ascomycota, Leotiomycetes, Thelebolales, Thelebolaceae. Gene Ontology annotation, molecular function: S-adenosylmethionine-dependent methyltransferase activity. The coding region runs from base 116 to 1375 and encodes 419 amino acids.